Cutaneotrichosporon oleaginosum is the source of this 588-nucleotide messenger RNA. RefSeq lists its product as uncharacterized. NCBI's taxonomy places the organism in Eukaryota, Fungi, Basidiomycota, Tremellomycetes, Trichosporonales, Trichosporonaceae. The record is from RefSeq and is a predicted model, not a curated record.
AUGAAAUCACCACUACUCACCCCGCUCCGCUCGCUGAGCCACACCCCCGCCCCGCCGACCCCCGCAGACAUCGAGGAGGGCUUCGACCUCUCGCCGCCACUUACGACACCGAACGACCUCGAGCGCUACUCUGCAUUCCUGCACCACCUGCGCAAAGAGUACAAGGACGACCCAGGCGUACGUGAGGACCCGGACUACGAGGGAAUCGGGGGCAUCGUGUUUGACGUGCGCGGCGAGCACCCGUGGAUUCCGUACGACGGACGCCGCUUCCGUCGCUUCUCGGCGACGCUGCACUCGCCAACCUCGACGCCGGGAGUGCGUGGCGCCGGCGGCGCCGACGACUACCUCGCCCGUGUGGAGGGCAUUGCACGCCACUACUUCGGCCACAGAGUGCACUCGUGGUCCGAGGCGUGCGAGACCGCGGGGUGGCGCAAGCACGGCGUGUACAACUGGAUGGAGGUGCGGCAUGCGGUGCUGCACGUGUUCAAAGAGGAUGAGGAGAGGUCUAAGCACGAUAAUAAGGCGCCGGAGAUGGCGGUAGAUGCGCCAAAGGCCGCCCAGCCCCGGGUCGUUGUAAGGCCUGCGUAA